Messenger RNA from Brenthis ino (lesser marbled fritillary), 396 nucleotides. Lineage: Eukaryota; Metazoa; Arthropoda; Insecta; Lepidoptera; Nymphalidae. The record is from the annotation of a GenBank genome assembly.
AUGCCCGAAAUACAGAUUGGUGAUUAUGUAAUCACAAGAGAUGAUGGGAAAAAGGGUCGUGAGGCUCGGGUAGUAGGGCGUGCGCCACAACCACGCUCGUAUUUUGUGAUUGAUAAAACUGGUAGACGUCUUAGGAGAAAUCGCAAGCACCUGGUUAAGCUUCAAAAUGAUCUUUCUCCGGCAACAUUUCAUUCAGAAAUGAUGAUCCCGGACGAUGAGGUCAUGGUAAGGGACUGUGACAGUUCAGGUAGUGCUGAAUUAGCUACACAUUGUUCUUCCCAACUACAAGUCGGUGAUUCUGAUAACUGUUCACCGUUGAGCUUUAGUAAAAAUAACGACGCGCGACAAACCAGGAUAGCUGCAAAUAAAGCUAGGGAUAGAAUUAAAAGAUGUUUC